AUGUGGCGUAAUAAUUUCGGUGCCCUUACGUGUGAGUCCUGUCGCACGUUCUUCAGGAGAAAUGCCACCAGAGCUGAGGGUUUGUUUUACUCACACAAAGAAAAGCAAAGUAUAGUUAAAUAUGAAAGCAAUCAAAUAAGAGGCGAAGAGAGCAACAAGUGUUCAAUGGAUCACAUCUCGAGUCUAAUCAAAGGAUUUAUAUUUAAUUUCAAUGAACAGGAAAUGCAUCGAUUGAGACAAUUGUUUAGUUCAACCGUUUAUUUGAGAGAUCCGGUGGCGAGGGUUACAUCGGAUCCGCAGACAAUACCAGAAGUGAAUCGUGUGUUUCAACACAGA
Molecule: messenger RNA, 336 nt
Organism: Medioppia subpectinata
Lineage: Eukaryota; Metazoa; Arthropoda; Arachnida; Sarcoptiformes; Oppiidae
Source: the annotation of a GenBank genome assembly